Molecule: messenger RNA, 666 nt
Organism: Prosopis cineraria
Lineage: Eukaryota; Viridiplantae; Streptophyta; Magnoliopsida; Fabales; Fabaceae
Product: protein FATTY ACID EXPORT 5-like
Cellular component (GO): membrane
Source: RefSeq, a predicted model, not a curated record
GUACUCACACGCCGCUUGGUCCACAGUUGACGAAGUUGUAGAUUCCGAUGAUUUGAUCUGUGAAACUCGGAGUCUCAUUCUGUCCGAUUUCGAGAUUCUGAUUUUCCUGGAAAACCCCAUCCGAAGAAAAUGCACGAUUUCUGCUUCACGAUUCCGUAUGGGUUGAUAUUGGUGGUUGGAGGACUUUUUGGAUAUCUCAGGAAGGGAAGCAUUGCUUCUCUGGGUGGAGGCGUCGGCUCUGGUUUGUUGCUCAUCAUUGCGGGCUAUCUGAGUCUCAAAGCCUUUGAAAAGAGAAAGAACUCGUACCUUGCUUUGAUUCUUGAGACGGUUUGCGCAGCCAUACUCACUUGGAUUAUGGGGCAGCGUUACCUGCAAACAUCGAAGUUCAUGCCUUCUGGUCUUGUUGCAGGGAUAAGUGCUCUCAUGAGGGUUUAUCUGUUCAAACUUGCGACUGGUGGCAAUCACCUUCCUGCCAAGGCUGAAUAACCCCUAUCUAUUCUUUCCGUGACUGUUGUGUACACAUGUAUGAUGAUCUACGUGCCUUUCUUUGUUUAUUGAUCUAUAGAAUAUAAUUUACAUUCUUGUUGGUAUCAGUGUGGAACUUGAGAUGGUUGUGCUCUACUUGUCUUUACACUUAUAAAAGAACUUGGUACUGAUGUUCAUUCA